This is a messenger RNA of Cetraspora pellucida, 945 nucleotides long. Lineage: Eukaryota; Fungi; Glomeromycota; Glomeromycetes; Diversisporales; Gigasporaceae. The record is from the annotation of a GenBank genome assembly.
CAAACAGCAAUCGAGCAGCUUUUGACUAUAACAAAACCCUCACAGCAAGCAGCAAACAAAUGGUCUCUAGUUACAACAAAAUUCCACAGCAAACAACAAGCGAGCAAUAGCAAACAAACACUUUCCACUGAGGACUUUAACAAGCAAUGGGCUCUUGUUAAUAACUUUUGGACAAAAUACAAUAGUUACAUAUUAGAUAAUGGCAAUGAACAUAAGACUUUCGUUUGUAGACUUUCAAAGCCUCAAGAAUCAACUAGAAUUAGAAUAACAUGGUUGGCGGCAUUGAAUAUAGUUAGAAUUGAGAGGGUUAGUGGUACCUCUGAUCAUAGCCAUUCAAUAGAAGAAAGUGAUAUGCGAAAAUGGUUAAAAUUUAUUAAAGAUAUGGUGGACAACGAGGCAAUUAAAGAUUACAAACCCCCGACGAUUGCUAAUAAGCUUGUUGGACCAAUGAAUUCACAUUUUGUUGGAGAUGCAAAUUUAAAACCUGAUAUCUUAAAUACAAUCAAAUUUUUAAUAGAAAAUAAUUAUCAAGUUGAAGAAAAUAGUAAGGCAGUCACGUCAGUGUUAAAAAUUGUUCGAAAAUUUGCUCCACAAUGGAAUCCACAGUAUAUGCUUCUUGAUCAAAGCAGUGUAAAAUCCAAUGGUGUUGUGUUAACAUUUCCGGGUCUUUCUGCAAAUAGGAAUAAAAUAAAUUUCCCGACACUUAACAAAAUGAUCCACACGAUGCACAAAAAAACACAAGCAGAAUGUGAGAAAAUUGUCUGUGAUGUCAUAAAUACCUGUUCUAUUCAAGCCAAUGCUAAAUAUAUUGCCAAAAACUAUCUAAAAAAUUUGAGACAAUGGUCUCUCUGGGCUCGGCAGCAUUCACCACUUCUUCUUCAAAUUACUUCUACUAACCCUUUAGAGUCUUAUCAUAGUGAGCUAAAAGCAAAAAUUUCUGUUUAA